ACGGUGCUGUGCGCACUCCACGUCCUCCUUCCUCUAGUCAUACAGACUACCAUAGUCAACCACACACAUCCACUCGAAUAUAUUCUCUCUCGCCCUGCGAAGAGGAGGGAAGUCUUCAUCGGUUCCUGCGACUUCGUGUGAUCCGCAUACCCGGCGCCUCCGCCACCGCUGCUACUUCCACUCGAAGAGUUCAAGAGCCGAUCAGACCACCGCUCUCGUCAGUCAGUACCACUCGACGCUCCAGAAGCAACAGAUUACACAGAUCAACAGAGAGCUGCAGAGAAACACCGGAAAGAUGCGUUCUGCGGUGUUGGUCAUUGUGGGAGCGAUAGUCUGCAUUUCUAUGUUGCCAUUUUCCAUGCAGGCUGCUAUAGACGUUGGUUCUGAUCCGGACAUCGGGAUUCCUAAGGAAUCUGACGAAAUGCAGAUGGAGAAGAGGGACUGGAACAGGAACUUGCACAGCUGGGGAAAGCGCGCCUGGCAGAACCUGCAGGGCGGAUGGGGAAAGAGAGACCUUUGGGGACCCAGCAGCAGCUUCCCGCUCUACGUUACCGAGAAACGAGCAUGGCAAAAUUUACAGGGAGGAUGGGGCAAGCGCUUCGCUCCUGAAGAUGAGUAUGCUAUGAAACAAUUGGCUACUUUGUUGGAGCAGGAAGAUCAAGGAAUCCAAGGCGAUGCUCCUUACGCCGAUUACGCUCAGAUCACCGAGAUGGAUGCCAACGAUGACGAGAAGAGGGCUUGGAAGAACCUCAACAACGCCGGUUGGGGUAAAAGAUCCGAAUGGGGAAACUUCAGAGGAUCCUGGGGCAAACGCGACCCGGCCUGGACUAACCUCAAGGGAAUCUGGGGAAAGAGGAGUCCCUCAGAACGACGAUCUCAGUAGAUGAAAAUUUAUGCCAAACCAGAUUACAAGAAAUAG
This is a messenger RNA of Nicrophorus vespilloides, 919 nucleotides long. It is a transcript of the gene Mip, whose product is annotated as allatostatins MIP. The record is from RefSeq and is a predicted model, not a curated record. The coding region runs from base 296 to 883 and encodes 195 amino acids. Lineage: Eukaryota; Metazoa; Arthropoda; Insecta; Coleoptera; Silphidae. The transcript has 5 exons.